This is a messenger RNA of Suillus discolor, 1261 nucleotides long. RefSeq lists its product as uncharacterized. Gene Ontology annotation, molecular function: protein binding. The record is from RefSeq and is a predicted model, not a curated record. Bases 190 to 1059 code for a protein of 289 amino acids. The transcript has 5 exons. NCBI's taxonomy places the organism in Eukaryota, Fungi, Basidiomycota, Agaricomycetes, Boletales, Suillaceae.
GAUUGACUGACGCUUCUAAAUGCUAGGAUUGCGCGACUGUGCUUGUGAUUGGGCGUGAUAUUCUUGAACAAUAGGCCUCUUUGAGUCUUGAAGGGCCGGACUCGUACAUAUAACUGAGGUGACAUCUGAAAGCCUUUCCAGAUUCCAACCCAUUACCACAGCUUACCACACGUCUCAGCCCAUACUAUCAUGCAGACCGCAGACUCUCAGAACGGUGUUUCGCACGUUCAGCGUCAUUCAGAGUUUUAUUUUGCAGACGGAAACAUCACCUUUCUCGUUGAAAAUACAUUCUUUCGCGUUCACAGGUCCUUCUUCGAGCGCGAAUCUGAGGUUUUCAUCCGGGAACUUGCACAAGUUCCCCAGGAUGGAAUAUCUGAUGACAGCGCGUUUCAGGUCGAAGACGUGACUAGUGAUGACUUCGCGACGUUCCUCUGGGUCUGGUACAGUCCGAAGUACAGACUGGACAGGAAAUCGUCAGACAACUGGCUCGUCAUACUCGAGCUCUCUACGAGGUGGCAAUUUCUUGAGAUGAGGGAGCUGGCUAUUGAUCAGCUCCAGAAUCUCAAGAUAGACCCCGUAGAAAAGAUCGCGAUCUAUAACAAGUAUGAGAUCGAUAGAUCGCUGCUUUUGCCUGAAUACAAGCACCUUUGCACGCGCCAGGGUCAGAUGUCGAUCGAGGAGGGUGAGAAGGUCGGGUUAUUCACUGUCCUCGCUAUACAUCAGGCUCGGGAGCGUGCAAUGAAUAGUGCAGUGGCAAAAGAGUGUCGCAGCCCGACUCUUGCUGAUGUCGAUGAUGAGAAACUGGAAGAGAUAUUGAAGGAUAUCUUCAAUCUCAACCAGAAUUCUACUACCGCAUCACGACGUGGCGCAGAUAUUCAUGCGCCCUCAGGAGACACUGACAGCCAGGGUGUUCAGGCGCAGGGGCAAUCAAACGCGCCCCCUAUCAUUGGCACUCCACAGUCCAAUGCAAACAGAACCACGAACAGGCCGUUUGGGACAGGUUGGUCCCCUCAAAACGUCAAUGGGCAGGGAGAUGCUACAGGAACGGAUAGAACCUGAUAAUUGAUCAAUCGGAGGGCGAUCUGAGUAGCUCAGGUGAAAGUCUGACUUGUGUGACCGGGGUUGGAGCGACACGCGUAUUAGGCUAUAGCCUUAUUUCAACAUUCAUCGAGUCUGCGAUAGCAUUGGUGCUUGUAUAUAUUGUUAUCUAUGUACUAUGAACUUCAUAAAGUCUCGACACUUGCGAUCGGUUUGUUGUGUG